AUGUCCACUCGAGUCUACGUAGGCAAACUUUCCCCCGAUGUCCGUCGUGCUGACAUCGAAGACCUCUUCCGCGACUAUGGCCGCCUCUACGAUGUUCGCAUCAUGGGCACGUUUGGCUUUGUCGAGUUCGAGCACCCCCGUGACGCUGAAGAUGCCAUCAAGGACUUUGAUGGCAAAAACUUUAUGGGCGAGCGAAUCAUAGUUCAGCAAGCAAAGAGCGCAGAGCGUCGUCGUGAGCCUGCUGGCUAUGCCUCCGACCCCUACGAUCGUCGAGCCGGCGGUGGUAGCAGCUACGGUAGGGACGCUCCCUCCUCCCGCUACGGCGCUCCUCCUGCGCCUCGACGUGAGCCGAGGGUCCGCCGCGGCCAAUUCCGUUGCAUCGUUUCCAACCUGCCUCCCAACACGAGCUGGCAGGAUCUCAAGGACAUCGGCCGUGAGCACGGUGCCGUCUCGUUCGCCGACGUCGACGCUUCCCGUCCCGAAGAGGGCGUCAUUGAGUACGACAACCGUGACGACUACGAGCGUGCCCUCGACAAGAUCGAAGGCAUCGAGCUCCGUGGCUACAAGCUCCGCAUUGACCCUGCUCGUCCAUCUCGCGAUGAUCGCGAGCGCAGCCCUCCUCCUCGUCGUCGCGAUGACAGCCCCCCUCCUCGUCGACGUGAUGACAGCCAUGAGCCCCGCGACCGCCAAGACAGUCGCGAGCCUGUCCCCGAGCGCAACGGCCGCUAUGACAGCCGAAGCCCCGUUCCUCAUCGUGACGAUGACGACGUCCCUCGUCCUCGUGACAACUGA
Mycosarcoma maydis (corn smut) is the source of this 792-nucleotide messenger RNA. RefSeq lists its product as uncharacterized. Gene Ontology annotation, cellular component: cytoplasm; nucleus; ribonucleoprotein complex. The transcript has 3 exons. The record is from RefSeq and is a predicted model, not a curated record. Gene Ontology annotation, molecular function: mRNA binding. NCBI's taxonomy places the organism in Eukaryota, Fungi, Basidiomycota, Ustilaginomycetes, Ustilaginales. The coding region runs from base 1 to 792 and encodes 263 amino acids.